UUGCACAAUGUCUUUUUCUAUGGUUGCACACCCUGAUCUGCGGCUAAUUUUUGUAAUUAAUUUUUGUAUAUGUGCACAACUGCGUACACCGAGAUAGAAGCUGAGAUUUUUGAUGGCUAUCGAGAAACGGCAAAUCCGAGUUGCGACAAAAUAAAACGCGGGAAAGCGUAAACUCAAAACAAAAACAUUCAAAACAAACUGCUACUAUGCACAAUGUUCUGUUGAUGCCGAUGUCGGUCUCCAAUGGUUUCGCUUGAAUACUACUAUGCCUGGCGUCACUGCAGUGGUUGCGAAUUUCUGCUGGUGAAGAUGCAGGUGAAGUGAGGUGACUUCGUGCACAGGCCGUCUGCCUGCGGACUUCAGAAUCCUAGCAGAACGCAACCCUGAUCUCUACGACGGCAAAAAGGAAGUAGAGUGACAGGUGGAGAAGUAUAUUGACUCUUCCAUUAAAGGAAUUGUACUUCAGAAGGACUGCACACCCCAAAACAGGUGCAAAUCACCAAGAAAAAGACGGGCGAAAGGAAAGGACAAGCAGUAAUGAACGGUUCAUCAGAUCCAGAUUCCUCAGACAUGGAUGGGCUGGGGGGCUCAUCCCAGCGGCACCGGGCCCAGGACCGGGAAAUAGAACAGCGCUAUGCCAACCUGCUCACGCCCAUCCGAGACCUGACCAAGAACUUCGAGGUCGAUAUCGCUGCAUACCUCGACCAGUACCUCGGGGAGUUGUCACAAACUCCGAUCACCUACCAGGAAGGCGAGUCCAGUGUAAAUUUCACCCAGGCAGCCUUUCUGAUCCAAGGAAGUGCCUUUGUCUAUGGCAAAAAGGUGGAAUACCUCCAUUCCCUUGUACAAAAGAUGGCGGGAGAAAUAGUUCAUAACAGAUCAUCGAAGUUUUGUGAAAACAGUAUGCACCUAAAAGGCGACACACAGGAGAAUGCCAAAGAAAGCGGCGGCGCAUCAGCGCGGCGGAAAAAGGAUGACACGCAGUUUAUGAUGCACGAAGACAUGGAGCUUGCGGACAGUUUGGAUGACCUGCCGACCCCAAGGCAAGCAGCGCGGAACCAGGCCGCGGCGCAACGGAAUCAGUUCAGGAGGCAACGCCGGAGACCUCUGGCCAUGGUUGUCUUUGACACGGAAAAGGAGACCAAGCUCUUCGACCUCAAGAACGACGUGGUGGGUUACCGAGUUGACUAUCGGCUGUACACCGGCGUGCACGAAAUGGCUGAGUCCCAGGAUCAGCAGCAGCAAGAGUGCUGUCGGGAUUCUGACCCCUCCGCUUCACCUUCUAUGUCACCAAUGGACACGUCUUUGGACAUGGCCGAUGAUUGCGGACCAGCCUCUCCGCUGCCAAUGUCAGAGGAUGCUGAAAUGGUGCCCUUCUGUGGGGACAUUGGGGCCUUCGAGGAGUGCCCAGCCAAGCCAGAUGUGGAGGAGACAUCCACGGUGCCUGUGCCUCCGGUCCGGCAGUCAAGCCUCGCCAAGCGCAUCAAGGAGGAACGCGUCAAGCACGAGCAGCAGCAACAUCCAGCACAGCCAUUUAUAGUUGUCAAAAGGCUACAUGACCCAAUGGAGGAAGUGAUGGGGAAGGAUAAGCCGCUGGUGAUUCGCCGGAGGACGCGGAAGCGGGCCUUCGACGAGUGUGCCUCCUUGGAUGGCAAGACUGUUUCGACUGUCAUCGUUCCUGUCGCCGCCAUCUGGGUCAAGCAGAGCCACUAUCCACAUUUGUUGACCAAGGAGCUUCAGCUGCGGAAGCAGGGGGAAGUCCUACCGGGAGGGGAGCGGUACCUUCGGCAAACUCUGGAAGCCCUGAAGAAGAUGGACAAAGGGAAGGACCAGAGCAAGGAUGGAUUUGAAGACACGGCCGAGGACGUGGAUGACAUCGACGACAUGCCAUGGUUUUUCGGCAAUUUCAUCUUGCCGAACACAAUACGUGAUGAUCUUCCGGGGGUAGAAGAAGAAGAGAAGGACCUCGAUCUGGCAUGUUGUGCCAACAUCAUGCUGCCCGAGGUGGCUGAGCAAGGCCCACCUCCAUCGGAUGAGUCUUCAGAACGAGACUCUUACGAGAAGCUGGUCCAUAGCUACCUGCAGGAGUUUCAUGAACCUUUGUCGGAGUGCCAGCUCUCUGACCUGCAAAAAAGAGUCGCUGAUUGGGAGAGUCGAAUCAGGCCUAUGCUUGACAUUGAAGAGGAGCGGGAGAGCUUCAACAUUCGCACCUACUGCAACCGAGUGCUGGACCAUUUCUCCGACGCGCCAUCCAAGCAGACCCUCUACUUCCGCCAGAUCUGCAGGGGCCGGCACGUGUGGGAGGUGUCUCGGUACUUUGCCUCCACACUGCAACUGGCCAACAACUACAAUGUGGAGCUCAAUACAGACGGCGUGAUGGAGGAGGGCAUGGAUACACUGCAACUCACGUUGCUUUCGCGGAAGCAGCACUUCCAUGAGCUUGAAGAGUUUGGUGACAACAAUGUCAGCUUGACAAACUCAUCCGAGCCAACAAGGAAAGGGAAGCAGGCCCGCAAGCGGCCACCAGCUGUCUCGUAUCCAGAGGACCCCAGUGAUGUGUUGCGUGAAAACCCCGUGGUCCCCGACCCUGACUUUUGCACUGACCCACGACUUCCUCGAACUGUGCGGACAACAGUGCGCGCCAAGUCAAGAAUGCGUGCCCUUGCUGCACUCACAUCGUUAGCAGAAGAGUCUUCUGAGGGUGAAAAUGACGAGAAUAUGGCGACAGCUUUUGUGUAACUCGACUGGCUCCUUCUCGGUGGUGGCUACUGUGUGUGUGUAUGUGGUGUGAGUGCGUGUGUGCAAGCAACACUUGGCAUGGCCUUCUCACAAACGCGUCAUCUGCUCCCUUCCCUACAACGUUUUGGGCGUGGCAGCACUGAAAGUUACAUGCUCCCUUUUUUAAAUCAACAGUCAUUUACUGCACCAGAAAAAUGGACAAAAGUGCUAGUAAUUUUAUACCGAAUUGGUUUUGCUAGUUUCUUCAAGGACAAGGGCUUUUCUGAACCUUUCGAGCCUGAACCUUUUAAACUUUUACUUUGUUUACUUUUAUUUUCUAGUACCAUAUGACCCUGGAUCAAAGAGCCAAUGGGUAUAGCCGAUAUUCUAAUUAACAUGAAGAGAAAAACAUGGCACUGUGCAGGUCAUGUAAUGCGCAGGUUAUUUAACCGUUGGACCAUUAGUGUUACAGAAUGGGUACCAAGAGAACGGAAGCUUGGUACAGGACGGCAGAAGACUAGGUGGUGCGAUGAAAUUAGGAAAUUCGCGGGUGCUAGUUGGAAUCGGUUGGCGCAGGACAUGGGGUAAUUGGAGAUCGCAGGGAGAGUCCUUCGUCCUGUAGUGGACAUAAAAUAGGCUAAUGAUGAUGACAACAAUGGCCCUGAAUUGUGUCAGGCUCAGGUGAGAUACUGCAUUGCAUACUCAGCCAAGCAGCCCAUUGCCACCCGUCGUCACCUGUGCACGUAAUUUAAUCCGACACACCGCACGAAUUGGUGAUCACGUACGACUGGAGAAUGACAGCGUUCUAUUUGCUGUAUUCAUGUCCUUCAUGCAUCUUGCGAGGCUUAAGGCCAGGUACCAGGCAAGUUAUGUAAGCCACCCUACAUUUAUUGGAAAUUGGGCAGAGUCGUGGAGGUGGAGAAGCAGCCGAGAUCGGCUGCCGCUCCAAGCAAGUGUACAGCAUGCGCUCUCGCCUGAGCCUGUGUUUUGCGGUAUCUUAAAUGUGCUUGUCUAGCUUUUAUCUUCGUGUGCGAUGCUCAUCAAAAGGAGAUUUUGGCAUCGUGACCGUUCCCUCCGUCCCCAGUCUGGCUGUUCCUUGCGAUGAUGUGGGCAGGGCACUGCUCGUUCCUGUGCGUUAAUGGAAAAGAGCAGUUGCGAUAUUCCAGCGCAGGUCUGCUUUACAAGAGCUGGAGCUUUAAGUACAGUGGGGGGGAUCUUUUGGAGCCGGAUAUGUUUUAGACGUGAGCCUUUUUGCUUGUCUGUUUCCCCUGCCAAUCACCACACAUACAUCAUUGCCUCACCUUCUCAUUGUUGUCCAAGCUGCUUACAGUUGGACUGAAGGUAGAGCCGCCUUCACUUCACCUUCCCAUGUUUUAACAUGUGUUUACCUGGAGCAGAUGCUGCCUUGCAUGUUUCAUUAGUUCGUAUGCUUCCCAAAGUACUUUCAGUGCACAAAAAUUUUAUGUGUUGCCCUUUAUUGCUUGAAAUCUGCACCUUUUAGUGUUGGCGUGUUGCUGGACUUCUCAACACAACAUUGUCAAGCGUAGCUGCAAUGGCCUUGUCUCCAAACAAACUUUUGAUCGACAGGGGAUUGAAUACACAUUUCUUAGCUGCCGUUAGCCAACAGUCUACUGUGUGAUUAGCAUCUCUAAGCACCUUGUGUCUGAAUUUGCAGUCCUGUGUUCAGAAGUGUCUCUGCCUGUUGGAAACCAUGCACCUAAGGCGAUUUGCACACAUUGUGUGUUCAAUGUAUACAUGAAGCAGCAGUCAUAAUGAUUUGACUAGCUUAUUUGUUGGAAAUUGCCUUAUCAGUUUGGCGGAAAAUGGUGGCCAUCAAAGGAAAUGCUUUCUUGAUAUGGUGUUGCUACAUACAUGAAAAUGUUAUUCACAUUUAAAAAAGAAGAAAGACAAUGCAAUCCUUGGAAAAAAAUGGAAGACUGCUGGUACUCUCAUCAUUCAUGUGUUUCCGACAAACAGUGUGCAACAACGAACUGCGACAAAGAGACUGAAUUCCUGUGUGAAAACUAAAAUGUGAUAAGAGUGUAUGACAGCUUCCACUACUGAAAGUGCAAAUAUGAAAGGAGAGAGAUUUUUCAGUUGUAUGCUUCAUAAUGCACGAGCUAUGAGCAUUUAUUGGUGCCACUGUGCAAACCUUUGCUCUGGUACGUUUCACACGCUAAUUAGCCGCCCUGAUGCAUUUUUAAAAAGUUUGUUUUAUAUUCGUGCAAAGCGCAAGCACUUUAACAGAAGUUUGGUGAUGGCAAGGCAGAUGCUGAAUAUAAAGAAAGACUGCAGUGCCUUACCAAUUCAAAUGCGGCAGGAAAAAAGAAAGAGCGCCAACUGAUCACCAUUGCAGUCUGGUUUUCCUCUCACAAUCCUUAUCCCGCAAGUCUUGUGGCAAAUUACCAAAAACUCUUGCUGUCAUCACAUCUGUUUGUAGGCACUGAUCUGUCAUAAGCAUUUCCAUAGCUAUUGUACAGCUUGUGUAGCAGUAUUUUUUUGUCUGUUUCCAUACUAUGUCUUUGGAAGGAAUUUUCGAGUUGUGACGUUUCGGAAGAUGUGGUCACGCUGCCACUUCUUUGGCUGGUUUCAUGGGCCCUUAUGUGCACAAAAGGGCGUGUUACGAUGUUCAGUGGUUAAUGGUGACGGACAUCUGCACCAUUUCAGCCUGUGUCGAGGUCGAAAAAGAAAUGCAAGCUUAGCCAGAAAUUUAAGCAUAUGGCAUGGCUUAACCCACCUUGGAGGAGGAGCAAAAAAAAACAAACUAAAUAAUUUUGAAUGCUCAAUUUAGGUGCGGUGGAGAGGCAACGGACCGCACAUUGUUGCUUUAAUGUUGCUAACUGGAAUGUUAAGAUUUCGCCUUAAGAGUGUCAGUGUUGCUUUAUUCAGCAGGCUGUACUGUUGUCCCGCUUGCAGAGGGGGAAAGUUGAGGCACAGGCAUUUGUACUUCUGGGACGCUGCAGGUGCCCAUGUGCACAGCCUACUGCAGUUUUAUGUAUGUAGAGCCAUUGUAAAUAGUGUAAAAAUGUUGUCAAAGCAUUGGCAAAACACCCCAGCUGCCAACUGGGGCAUGCUACAUUUUAUUUUUUUGCUGGAUCCUGUACAGUAUAAUAUGACCAUAUUUGGAAAAGCAUCGCAUGUAGAGUUCACUGUUUUCAAACCAAUGUCAUUCAUUCAGAUUGCCUUUUCUACCCACUUUUUUUUUAACAUAGAAAGCUUGUAUUGUGUACCCAUUUGAUGAACAACUGAUGCAUAAUUUAAGUGAGAAGAAAAAAAAAAGUAUUUGUGGCGAUAUUUUGAAGAAAUUAAAUGAUUGGACUGGU
This is a messenger RNA of Dermacentor albipictus, 6041 nucleotides long. RefSeq names its product Chromosome associated protein H2 (gene Cap-H2). Gene Ontology annotation, biological process: meiotic chromosome condensation; mitotic sister chromatid separation. Gene Ontology annotation, cellular component: nucleus; condensin complex. Gene Ontology annotation, molecular function: chromatin binding. Lineage: Eukaryota; Metazoa; Arthropoda; Arachnida; Ixodida; Ixodidae. The record is from RefSeq and is a predicted model, not a curated record.